AUGAAACUCAUCAAAAAUAUUCCCAAAAAGCUCUUCAGGAGAAAGAAAUCUCGCUCCAUUCCUGGAUCCGAAUUCGACCCAGCUUUCUUCAGUUCCACGGAUGAUUCUCAAACCAGGUUCAGAAAUCCCACAAGCGGAUCAGCCACGCCCACCAGCGUUUUACCUGCCGAUGAAUUGUCGGACUUUGAGUUAAAACAAGCGUUUAAAAUGAUAGACAGGGACGGUGACGGAAAGAUAACGGAGGAGGAGCUGGAGGCGUUAUUGAUCCGGGUUGGAGCCGAGCCUCCGAGUCAGGAGGAGCUUAGACUGAUGUUGAGCGAUGUGGAUGUAGAUGGUGAUGGGUGUAUUAGUUUGGAAGAGUUUUACGCGAUCGGCUCGGCUUUUGGGCCUCCGGCUUGCGACGACGAGCUGAAGGAAACGUUCGACUACUUUGACUCCAAUCGUGACGGAAAGAUAACAGCGGAGGAGCUUUAUAACGUCUUUAGAACAAUUGGUGACGGAAGGUGCACGUUAGAUGACUGCCGGCGCAUGAUAAAAGGUGUUGAUAAAAAUAGAGAUGGUUUCGUCUGCUUCGAGGACUUCACUCGUAUGAUGGAGCUUCAACUAUAA
Messenger RNA from Fraxinus pennsylvanica, 609 nucleotides. NCBI's taxonomy places the organism in Eukaryota, Viridiplantae, Streptophyta, Magnoliopsida, Lamiales, Oleaceae. The record is from the annotation of a GenBank genome assembly.